Messenger RNA from Centruroides sculpturatus (bark scorpion), 3338 nucleotides. Its product is annotated as putative defense protein 3. NCBI's taxonomy places the organism in Eukaryota, Metazoa, Arthropoda, Arachnida, Scorpiones, Buthidae. The transcript has 3 exons. The coding region runs from base 425 to 973 and encodes 182 amino acids. Gene Ontology annotation, molecular function: oxidoreductase activity, acting on metal ions. The record is from RefSeq and is a predicted model, not a curated record.
GGAACGUUGUUUUCUUAUAGAUUUCUAAAAAGACUUAUCUUCUCACAAAGUAAAAACAUCGAAAGGAGGCAGUAAUUAAAUUACAGAUGGUCUAAAUUAUUUUCCUAUUUAUAGAUUUAUAAACUCGGAUAGUAAAAGUAGUCAGACCAGGUUCGAAUUCCUUUAUCUACGGAUUAAUAAUACACACUAGAAAGACAAUGAUCUAUUUUUUUUAUUUAAGCUAUUCUGUGUGGACAAUUAAAACAGAUAAUAACUGGUCGCGCUUUAACGACGUCAUUUAUUAAUCAGUCGAUUAAUUUUCCGAGAGGUAUUAAGUGUGUAAAUCGAAGUGUCAGAAAGUUUGUAGUUGGGAAAUAGGUAAAGGAGCGCGGAAAGUUUCGUCUUUUCUCAUCAUUGGUCGUUUGGUGGAGCGGCAAACUGCAAAAUGGGACAGGCACACGUAAGACGAGCAGUUGGUGCAGAAGCCAUGGGUUUCGUACGAAGAUUAACCGCUACAGCGUUAUUUUUCGCGUGUUUUAAAUUCGCUUACAGCUUUCCCGACGGUGCACCGGCCGAAGCUUGCGAUUCUCUCCUACCCAGACACGCCGGAACAUCUCCCAGUCCCGUGGCAGAGUCUCCUUACGUCUUCGUAGCUUCCGACGACAAAUAUUCCUACAAAAAUCCGCAACCCAUCAAAGUCGAGAUCUACGGAGCUCCUUUCAAGGGAUUUUUAGUGGCCGCCAUCGAUCCCCACACGGGAGAACGCAUAGGAAAUUGGAUCAAAGGAAAGGGAACGGGAAUUCUACCGUGCGCCGCGAUAACCCAUUCGGACGGAAGGGAUAAAAAACACGUUAUAUUAAUUUGGACUCCUCCUAAAGACAAAGCGGAAGGAAACGUCGUCUUCGUGGCCACCAUUCUUCGAUCCAAGUCGCUGUACUACACUGGACAAGUAGCCGGCCUGGUGGGCAAUGCGGCUUACCGAUAUUAUUAUUAAUUCCUCUGUCCGCAACGAAAUUAAUUAUUCGUCCUUUUAUUUAUCCAUGCGUUUAAUAAAUUGAAAACGAGACGAAGCGAUAAUUAGUCUUGGAUUUGUAGCGCUGCCACCGCCCAUCGUCCUAGCUUAAUUAUUCGGCCGCGCACCGGUUAAACCGCCUACCGAAUCGUCGUAAUAUUUGUCGCGAAAUUCUCUUAAAUAUUUCCGCUUCCGUAUCGGAGGGGAAGAACCGGAUAUUUCCAUCGACCGCCACGUGGCUAACGGUUAUCCUGCCGCCGUCCGGAUGACAGCUAAUUAAAAUAAUAAAUUUAGUUUAACUUUUAUUCAUUUUUAAUAUAAAUUCCCGCAUUUUUCACGGUUAAAAAUUAAGAUAUUAAUUUAAAUAUAUUUAGUGCGGAAUCGGCCGGUCCGAGUUGGAAGGAGUCGACGAUAUAGGAAAUUGUAACGAAUUUAAUUUUUAUUAAUUGAUUUUUUCACAAUUUAUUUUGUUGGAACUUCUAUCGGUACAAAAUGGAAAAGUCCGUAAUAAAAACGAUAAAUGGGAGGCGAGAAGGGACGGGGAGGGUGAAAAUACGGUUUAAAGCUGCGGAAGUGUUUCUUACCGUGUUAAACGCACUUUUUAACGCCGGGGCUAAUACAAAAACGACAUUCGACAUUUCCGUUUUUCGGCGGAAGAAACGCGCCGAGGAUGGAGACUAAUUAAUUAAUAAAAAGAAGUUUUACGUCUGGUUAAAAGUGGCGGAUUUUUAAAUUGUCUGCCGAGAAGAGCCGCGUACGUACCCUGGCUUGGCCACCCGGUUGUUUCCGGAAAGAAUCCGACAGGAGUGCAUUGUGUUUUCCUCCGUCGAACCGAAAGAAGGUCAACGAGAAGAAAUUCGGUCGUUAACAGCACGUAAGAAUGUGUCGACGUCCAUUUUCCCACUCUUCCACACCGCCCACGCCCGGCGAGAAAGCGUUUGCGGAAAGAGAAAAAUGUCUAUUUUCUUUCUAUGUCAAAAUUUUAUUAUUUUCCGAUAAAAGUUUUUUACUUCGCUUAAAAAUUCCGCGGUUUAAACGUAUCUUAGAUAUUUUCCCGCGUAAUAUCCAAAGAGAAAACAAAAACUAGUCGAUUGGGAAAUACUCGGUAAAUUUAGAAAAGUAAAUAACAUAUUUUUCCAUUUUCGACCACCGGGAGUAAUGGGCGGAAAAAUCCUCCCGUAUAUUUUAAUACCCGUCUUAAUGUCUAGGCAUAUCGGGCUUUAGCCCUGUGGACUACGGGCUAACAAUGUCGAUAUCCGUUACAAAGACUUUUACCGAAUAUAUUACGCAAAGUCCGUAGCCAAGAAAUGCUAGACGUUAAGACAGGAAUUAAAACUUACGUUUUCGCUUGAUUGUUGUCGGAAAUGGAAAAACACGUUAUUUACUUUCUAAAUUACCGAGUAUUUCCCAAUCGAUCGAUAUUAUUACCCGAUCCGUAAUUACCAGAUUAAGAAAAGCUGUCUGCGGUAUAUUAUUUUACCAUCGACUAUAAUUAUUAAUAUAAAAAUUAUUGGCCUACUAUUUGCAUCCUUCCGUAGGACAAAAAUCCGAUUUUAGGCACGCCACGACGCGUAAAUACGCAUCGACGAUUUACUUUUCCUUUAUAAAUAAGUUACUUGGAAGGUGGGCCGCUACCGGGCCCGCGAUUUACUUCCCGCAGGUCUUAAAAAACGGGUAUCCGACGUCUUUUCGUCUGCGUUUUCUACUGGGGUGAAUUUGAAUAAUUGGCAGGGUUUAGAAGCUGAUAAAUUCCGGCGGACAAGAGAGUUCGUAGGUAAGUUAUGUGGACUUUGUCAUUCCGAAGGUCGGUCGACACUUAAUUAACACGCCGGCAAAAGUUAUCGUUAAUGGAAAUUUUCGAAAACGUUCGGAAACGGUUUCGUUAACGUAACAGAAAUACGGUAGAAUCCCGAUUAACGGGCACGUCCUUAGUCGGCCCGCUACUAUUCUCGUAGCGAAAUCACAAAAGAAACUUCCGGCCUUUUUUAUAUUUUGCCGUUUUUAAUCCGAAACGGCCGCGGCCCACCGCCCGACUGGGGUAAUCGAAUCUUAAACCGUUCAGACGCUGGUAGCACCGUAUUAUCGGAAAUUCGGUUAGGACGAAAGCGUGACUUACACACGACACUUAACAUAUAUCGUUACUAUCUGAAACAAUGAACAAAGAAGUUGGAAUGGAGAACAAUUACAGACAUUCGAGAAUCUUAGACGAUCGUAGACCCAAAUCUUAGUUAUAAAAUUCUGUUUGGCCCGGGACCCACCAGUGGCCGAGCGGUUCCGUUCCCCCAACACUGGGAGUUCAGCGGCCAGAUGGCCGAGGGGUCAAGGUGGCAGCCUACUGCUCUGGGGA